GGGGGGCUCCGGCGGGGAAACGUCCGCGUUCACGUUUAGACUCGGGAAGCGGUUUGCAGAGGACGGGGCCGUGAAACCCGACAAGCGGCGGGGCCGGAGUAGCGGAGGGGGUGCUGGCGGGCCUAGCGCAGGGCGCCGAGGAGGGGCCCUGACCCGAAACGCUCCCCCGGAGCCCGGGGACGGUGGGGACUCCCGGCCCCGCCGGCUGAGGCAGUGAAUGGUGGAGCGGCCCCGCGCCCGCGCUGUCAUGGCGACGGGGCAGGUGGGGGCGGACCGCCGCGGGGACCCCUCCGCGCGCUGGCGUGGGCUGAGGCGGCACCCGUAACUGCGGCCCGGCCCCGGCGCCGAUUGGGCCCGGCUGGCACCCGUCGCCGCGGUGGUGUCUGGGAAGGAGAGAUCAUGGCGGCGGAGCCGAGCAAGACGGAGAUCCAGACUCUCUUCAAGCGGCUCCGGGCAGCGCCGGCGAACAAGUCGUGCUUCGACUGCGGCGCCAAGAACCCGAGCUGGGCCAGCAUCACCUACGGGGUCUUCCUGUGCAUCGACUGCUCCGGCGUCCACCGGUCCCUGGGCGUGCACCUCAGCUUCAUCAGGUCCACAGAGUUGGAUUCUAACUGGAACUGGUUUCAGCUGAGGUGUAUGCAAGUGGGCAGCAAUGCCAACGCGACUGCUUUUUUCCGCCAACAUGGCUGUACUACCACAGAUGCCAACGCUAAGUAUAAUAGUCGAGCUGCCCAGAUGUACAGGGAGAAGAUCCGGCAGCUGGCAAGUGCUGCCAUGGCCAAGUAUGGCACUGAUCUGCUUAUAGAUGGACUGAGUGGAGCCCCUGGGCACUCCCCUGACAAGAGUGAUGCUGAUUUCUUCAUGGAGCACACGCAGUCUUCCGGUACCUGGGAUGUAGCAGAUGCCAGCCAGAAUCCUGCACAGUCUUCCCCAGAGGUGGAAAAAACAGCAAAGUCAUCAGAAGGCACUGAACUGUCAAAUUCCAGCCAGGGCCCCUCCAUUGACUUGUUGAGCACAUCUCCUAAAGCUCCUCUAGACAUGUCCAUGUAUCUAUCAACACAAGGGCCUGCUCCUGCCAGAGAACUUAAAUCCUCCCUCAUUGGAAAGAAGAAGCCAGGAGCUGCCAAGAAAGGGUUGGGUGCAAAAAAGGGUCUUGGAGCCCAGAAAGUGAGCAGCCAGAGCUUCAGUGAGAUUGAGCGGCAAGCCCAGGUGGCAGAGCAGCUGAGGGAGCAGCAGGCAGUGGAGUCCAGGAAACAAGCUGAGGAGUCCAUAGUCACCUCAAUGCGACUGGCUUAUCAGGAACUGCAGCUUGAUCGGAAGAAGGAAGAGAAGAAACUUCAGAACCUUGAAGGGAAGAAGCGUGAACAAGCGGAGAGGCUGGGCAUGGGCUUGGUGUCCAGAAGUUCUGUUUCACACUCGGUGAUGUCUGAGAUGCAAGUAAUUGAGCAGGAGACGCCACUGGCUGCAAAAUCUUCCCGCUCCCAGUUGGACCUGUUUGAAGAUACCGGAAGCUUCACAUCUGGACCCCCAAAGUACAAAUAUAAUCCCUUUUCAUUCGAAGAUGCAUUUGGCUCACGAUGGGAAACGGACUCUUCAUGGGGUAUGGACAAAGAGGAGGAACCUGAGGUGACCAUUUCCAGUAUUCGGCCAAUUUCAGAGAGACCCACCAGUAGGCGGGAGACAGAGAACAGGACAUCUGUUGUGGAAUCCAAUGAAGCUCGGCAGAAGUUUGCUGGGGCUAAAGCUAUCUCUUCAGAUAUGUUCUUUGGGCGGGAGGCAGAUGCUGAGUAUGAAGCCAGAUCCCGACUGCAGCAGCUCUCAGGCAGCAGUGCCAUCAGCUCUGCAGACCUGUUUGGAGAGGCUGACAAUGUGCACUCAGGUGGUGUGUCGAUUGGAAAUGUCCUGCCUGCAGCUGACAUUGCACAGUUCAAGCAAGGAGUGAAAUCAGUUGCUGGAAAGAUGGCUGUCCUAGCCAAUGGGGUGAUGAACUCCCUCCAGGAUCGUUAUGGCUCAUAUUGAUGACCCAGAGACUGCAGCUCAAAGGGAAGCGAGCAAGAGGCACUGAUACCACCUUUGCCUGGAAUAAACUCUGCAGGAUUGUCUUAGUUUGUCUGGGGUGGGUGGGGAGGGGAGAAGGUAAGCAGAGGGGGUCAAGAUAUGGCUGUGCCCAGGAUGCUUUCCAAAUAUCUCUGGAUUCCACUCUAUUAAAAUUCAAUGUGCCCUCAUACCCACUGCUAUCUACUAGCCAGUGGAGACAGGCCUUCUUACAGGUGUAACCUCACUGCUGUAAAAGAUAUGACAGAAACUUCUCAGCUGCCCUCAUCAGUGCUCCUGUCCUCCUUGGCCCAUACCUUAGCUCACCAAGUGACAGAAGAAAGGGGAAUGCUAUUUUUCUGAACACCGUGUUACCUGGUUCCCACGGACGUGACUUUUUUUUUUUUUUGUUCUGCUCAGUGCUCCCAAUCCAUGGUAGCGUGGAGUCCUCUGUAUUUGCAGGGUCUGACUUUUACCAUGGGAUAAUCCUUUUUACUGUCUUGUAAACCAGCAUACAUUGAUGCAAGAAAAAAAAUCAAACAAAGCAAAGAUUAUUUUUUUAGCUUCUAACUGCAUCAUCAGCAAAAAAGGCACAGGUAAAGAAGUACUGUAAAGAUAUUUACUGGAUCCCUGGUUAUUUUGCUGCUCAGCUUUCGACCGAGGUCAAAGUCCUGAGCCUCUGACUUCACCAUGACGUGGACUUCUGAAGUGCAGCAAUGAGUGAGGACUGUCAUUUUAGUCCUGUUCAACUUGGCUCUCUGCUCCCGACUCUGGUUUUAACGAGAGCAUGUUUUUUCUCUUC
Chroicocephalus ridibundus (black-headed gull) is the source of this 2836-nucleotide messenger RNA. It is a transcript of the gene ARFGAP2, whose product is annotated as ADP ribosylation factor GTPase activating protein 2. Gene Ontology annotation, biological process: COPI coating of Golgi vesicle. The record is from RefSeq and is a predicted model, not a curated record. The coding region runs from base 400 to 2019 and encodes 539 amino acids. The transcript has 17 exons. Lineage: Eukaryota; Metazoa; Chordata; Aves; Charadriiformes; Laridae. Gene Ontology annotation, molecular function: GTPase activator activity.